Molecule: messenger RNA, 979 nt
Organism: Ylistrum balloti
Lineage: Eukaryota; Metazoa; Mollusca; Bivalvia; Pectinida; Pectinidae
Product: heme-binding protein 2-like
Exons: 5
Coding region: 58-690 (210 amino acids)
Source: RefSeq, a predicted model, not a curated record
UACGUGUAUGUUUAUACAGAAGAACUGCGAACAAGUAUGUAUAUUCAAAUUUAAACAAUGCUCUAUUCGCCUCGAACUUCAUGUGGAAUGUUGUCACUGCGUACAUGGUUCGUGCUUGUAUUAGGUAUCACGGCUCUUGUCGACGCAAAUGUCAUUCACACACGAGACACGUGCGAGUACAAUGGCAGCAAGUGUCCAGUGUACACUGUCCUUUCUCAGGGAGAGGGAUACGAACAUCGUGAAUACGAACCAGCAUCAUGGAUUGGCACCAAUGAAACCGUGAGAGAGUACACGCGCAAUGUGAGUCGUAUGAUGUACUUCCGCUUGAGAAACUACAUUGAACAUCGGACAUUGGGUAUGGGUGUGCCAGUGCUGACGGAGCGUGGGAACCCAAACAUAAAUGGGUCCACCACAUACACUAAGUACUUUUACCUGGAAGACCAGAAUUCGCUUGAACAUGGGUCUGAGAACGGCGUGUUCAGAUAUUACAGUGCAAGAAUGCGGGUAUUCGUUAGAACUUACGGCGGAAAGCCGACUUACCAGCAGAAGGAAGAUGAACUUAUGAAGCUUAAAGCUAGCAUUGCGGAUAGCUCACUUUACAAUCACGAAAAGGCUUAUUUUGCCGGAUUUAACCCCCCAUGGGUAAUGAACAACAGACGGAACGAGGUAUGGAUCGAGAGUAUCGUGUAGGCGUUAUCAACUACCGUUUCAUAUAUAUGACUUCACCAACUAACUUUCGUAAAUAGCAGCAGCUUAUAAGACUUGCUGAAAUACGUCUACUGGAAAAAGUGCUAACGUCUUAAUGUCUUCAAGGCAUGAUUAGAUUAUGGCUGUCGUAUCUUAACCAAAUGAUAUACAAGUGAAGGUAAUUGGCCGUGGACAAAGCCUACAGAAUUAGAUUAAACGUCAGAGAACCGAAUAGGUGGAUGUCCGAUACACAAAUAAUCUUACUUAUUUUAAUAAAAUGAUUUUCAUUGAA